This is a messenger RNA of Knipowitschia caucasica, 1884 nucleotides long. The record is from the annotation of a GenBank genome assembly. Lineage: Eukaryota; Metazoa; Chordata; Actinopteri; Gobiiformes; Gobiidae.
AUGGCAACGCCAGUGAUGGUUCUGCUGUUCAUCAUGGGAUGGACGGAGACGCAGACGCAGCUCGUGUCCAGAGGCCCCUCCCCUCUGCGUGUCCUGGUGAACGUCUCCGCUGACACCAUCGUGUUCCGGUUCCUGCGUCCGGCGGGUGUCCGGUUGGAGGGUCAUGUGAUCGGCUACGGCAGCGGAACCAACAACCUGCAGUUCAUCAGUCUGCCACCAGAGGGCAGCUACAUCACUGAACUAGACGCGGAGCCCAAGUACCUGCUGUCGGUCCAGUCUGUUCCUGAGACCGACCUGCACCCACUCUGCACUGGUACUGUGGACCUGAAGUCUUCCCUCAGACUGUUGGUCCGCUCCCUCAGUCCCUCAGCGGCGCUACUCUCCUGGGCUCCUCAUCCUCACACUCCUCUGGGGGACAUCCUGGGACACUGUCUGAGGGACGGCUUCUACACAGUGCGAUGGCGAGAGCGUUCCAGCAGGUGGCAGUAUGAGUGGUGUCCGAGCAGCGACACCGUUCUGUCCGACCUGAAACCAGACUCUGUCUACGAGGUCAGCGUGAGGGCCAGUCGCCAUGACAACACACAUGGAGAGUGGAGCAAACCGGUUUAUCACAGCACUGGUGGCAACCACAAACCUCCCUUUAAGACGUUCAGACUGAGGAACCCUCUGGGUCGAGCACUGAAUCCUGGAGGUCGGUCCUUGUUUCCUCCUCGUCUCGCUCUUCACAACAGAACUCACCCACGUAUUUCUCCACGGAACCAGAGCCUGCGCUCCGGACCAGGUUCUGGAGUUCGUCCGUCCAUCGCUCUGAACAAACGUCCAAACCUGGUCCUGACCUCUGACCUCCACAGCGAUACAAUCGAGAAUUUAAAAGAUGGCGACCAGCUGAGGCUCUUCAGGAUAAAACCCAAACCCUUCAGACCCACCAGACCCUCUGGCGGCUCCAAGACCCAGGGGGAGUCCCUCAGUACGACCCCAGCCUUGAGGCACCCGUCCUGGGAAGAGUCAGAGCUUUUCCAGCCUCAGCCCUCCAGCGACGUGGACGCUCAGGGGAAGAAGAGAUACACAGCGCCUCAUGUGGUGUAUCGGACCGGUAAACGGCCGGAUGAACCCUGCUCCAUCACCUCCUCUCUGGACUAUUUUCCGCCCGACAACAGCAAGGAACACCAAUCAGAAGCCUCCGCUCCCCCCAAAUCUCCACCCUCUAACGUCACCGUGGUAACCGUGGAGGGCUGUCCGUCAUUCGUCAUUUUGGACUGGGACAAAAGUAACGAUACGACAGAGUAUGAAGUGAUCUCCACGGCUAAAGGUCCAGACGGAGAAAAAGUCUCAGUUCUGACGACGAAUCAAACUCACACUGCAGUGGAGAACCUGCGACCGGAGUCCAGUUAUGAGUUCAAAGUGAAGCCAAAGAACGAGCUUGGGUCUGGACCCGAGUCUGAGCCAGUGGAGUUCAGCACCGAGUCUGCUGACCCGCGCGUCAGUGAGCGUGCUCCUGGGAAAGCUGCCCUCUGGACAGAGUUCCCCUUUGCCGCAGCUCCAGCCUCAGACUGCAGGGGGCGCAAGUUUGUGAAGAGGACCUGGUACCGCAAGUUUGUGGGCGUCCAGCUCUGCAACUCUCUUAGAUACAAGAUCUACCUGAGCGACACACUGGGAGGUCAGUUCUUCCACAUCGGAGACCAGCAGGGCUUCGGAGAGGACCACUGUCAGUUCGUCGACUCGUUCUUAGACGGAAAUACAGGAGAGCGACACCAGCAGGACACACAUGGUUUCUACAGAGCGCUGCGCCAAGAGCCAGUUCACUUCGGCUCCAUCGGGGGACGCUCGAACAUCAACUAUGUGUCCUGGUACGAAUGUGGGACCCCCAUACCAGGGAAGUGGUGA